Molecule: messenger RNA, 5103 nt
Organism: Thecamonas trahens ATCC 50062
Lineage: Eukaryota; Apusomonadida; Apusomonadidae
Product: calpain-B
Exons: 2
Coding region: 1-5103 (1700 amino acids)
Biological process (GO): proteolysis
Cellular component (GO): cytoplasm
Molecular function (GO): calcium-dependent cysteine-type endopeptidase activity
Source: RefSeq, a predicted model, not a curated record
AUGGGGUUCAACCUGGGCAACGAGGCCAUUGCCGACCAGUCAGGCUCCUUCUCCAACUGGUCCUUCUUUGAGCUGUAUCUCGAGUUUGGCUUUGUGGCUACUUUGUUUGGUGCGGCUGGCCUCCUGAUUCUGCACUAUGGUCUGCGGUACAAGGUGACCCGCAUCAAGUCCUUCCUCGCUAUGGCUCUACUUCGGGAUGAUUGGUGGUUUGACAAGUUUGCCACUCUCUUUGCUGCCAUUGUUGCUCUCGUCUACAUCGGCGUGCCUGUGGCUGGCAUGGUGGCUUGGGGCCUGGCUGCCGCAAUCGAGCUUGAUCCGUCCAUUGUUGGCGUCACCGUCAUCCUCCUCUCUCUUGCUCUUGCUUCCGGCUGGUAUGGGUUUGGUCUCUGGCGCGCUUCGGGCUGGCGACUGACCUACCCGUCUGGCAUUGCUGUCGGCGUCUGCGUCGCCAUGAUCAUGGCCUUUCAGCUUGGCGUCAUCACCGCCACCGAGCCGUUCUCGUACAUUGGCUUUUCUGCUGUCUUCCUCUCGGUCAACGCUGUGCCCAUGGUCAUCAUUCUCUACCUCAACAUGCCCGGGACGUACAUCCACUUUGAGACCUUUGUCGACGCAGUGGUCAAGGGCGCCGCCUCGGAUGAGGCGGCGCCCAAGAAGCGGUGCUUUGGCUGCUGCGGCCCGCGGCUGAGCCAGAACCAGGUCCGCUCGUUUGCCCUCUACUUUGUGGCGCAGGGUAUGCUCUGUGCGUACGCCAUUCUCGUCCUCACUCUCAUCGACGACUCGACGGUCAAGUACGUCGGCUUUGCCAACUGGGGAGCUCUCCUCAUCAUCGACAUCAUUCUGUUCAUGUACUACUACGCCGGCUUUUUCCGCUCCGCGCUCCGCGCCUCGCUCUUCUUCAUUGCCGUCCGCGGCAUCAUCAUCGGCUUUGGCGCGCGGUACUGGUUCAUCGCCCACUCGGUUGUCUUUGUCCUUGUCGCCCUCUUCCUCGGCAUCUCCUGGGUCCUCGAUCACUACCCGGCCCGCAAGUCGUCGGGCUCGGCCGUCGUCGCGCACGAGUCGCUCGCCCGCGUUGUCCUCGACAACCUGCCCGCUCCCGACUUUCUCUCGCUCGACGUCCCGUCCGACAUCAACUCGUCCGACUUUGGCUCGUCCGAUCUCGGCGGCGGCAUGGUCCGCGACGCGAGCGAGAGCUCGUCGGGCGCCGGCUACGACACCGAGUACGAGGACGACGAGUACGACGCUGACGACGAUGAGUACGACGCUGACGAGUACGACGCCGAGUACUCGGAGGAGCAGGAGGAGGCAAAGGCCAAGGCGCCAUCCACCUACUCAUCGGACAACACCUACGAGACGUACGACGCCGAGUAUUCGAGCUCGUCCUACGGGUAUUCGGCCGCUCCUGCAACUGGCUGCUGCCGGUCGAGCCGCUGCCAGGACAUGUCGUGGCGAAACCUCAUCCUCACCCGGCCGUUCCUCAUGUUCAUGAUGUCUGUGGCGUUUGUGGCCGAGGUUGUGUUUGUGGCCAAGAAAGAGGAAGCGACGCGCGACAUGAAGUUCCUCGACAAGCGCCGCGAGCAGUAUCUGUUUGGCAUCGGCUCGAUUGUCAUGUCGCUUGUCCUCCCGCUCGCCUUUCUCACCUACCGGCUCUUCCAGCGAGCCAAGUUUUUCAUGACGCCGUCGGUUGCUGCCGCCGCCUUUGCCACCGAGUUUGUGGUUGUCGGCAACGGUGUGUUCUUCUACUACACCACCGAUUCGAUUGUUGUCCUCGGCUUCCACAUCUUCACCCCGCUCAUCAUCAUCUUUGCCGCGCUCACCAUGGUCCAGUGGAUCCGCAACGACUACUUUUUCCUCUCGUCGUCUGACGACCGCGAGGCCGCCGGCGACGACGCGCUGUGGUUCUGGCUCCUCCCGCGCGACUGGCUCAUGAUCUUUGGCACUCUCGCCACGCUCCUCAUGAUUCUGGGCCUCUCACUGGUGGUUGCCCUCGGGCUUGACGCCCAGAUCACCGGGUGGACCAUUGGCCUUGUCAUCUUUGUCCCGCUCUGCACCUUUAUCUCGAUCAAGGAGUGGUUCAACACCUUUACCUUUUCGUGGACCAACGGCGUCUCGGUUGUGCUUCAGAUUGCGGCGCUCCUCGGCUAUGCGCUCGGCGUCUUUACCACCACCCUCGACUCCAAGGUCGACGAGCGGUCGCUUGCGCUCCUCUUCCUCGUGCUUGUCUACCCGACGCUUGUGCUCCUUGUGGUGGGUGUGUGGAAGUGGCAUGACGACAAGUGGCAGUUCCGCCUGCGGAGCCAGUCGGGCGCCUUUAUUGCCAUCUCGCUCAUCAGCUCGUUCCUGCUCAUGGUCGGCUUUGGCGUGGUCGUCAUGCUGGUGUACAAGCCGUUUUGGGCUGGCCUUGGCGUCCUUGUCGUCGUGGGCAUCUUCUACGCCCUCGUCUGGGUCGGCAUCUCGUUUGUCCGCAACUCGUACUACCUCACCCGGCCGUACCGGUUGGCUGUGAGCGUGGUUCUCUGCGGCGCGGUUGCGCUGGGCCUCGGCGUUGCCUUCACCGAGGCGGGCUUCCUCGGCUUUUGCAUCUCCUGGGGCUCCAUUUUUGUCAUGCUCGUACUUGUUGCGGUCCAGGACUGGUUCAACGCCCGCAACACCCCGCGCCAGUUCUCCAAGUUUAUUUUCCCGGUCUACAAGCUCGACGUCGAGACAGGCCGGCUGACCUCGGCGUCCAAAGGCGUGUACUGCGCGUACGGUGCGCUGGUUGUUGCUGCCCUCUGGGGCGUUGCGGCCGCUCUCUUCUUCCCGCCGCCUUGGGUCGGCCUUCUCGUCACCGCCGCCGCCGUCACCUUUUUCAUUCUCCUCACCGUUCAUCUGCUGUGGGAUCCGCCGGCCACGUUUGGUGCCCAGCUCCGAUUCAUCUCGGCCGACACGCUGGAGGCUGCCCGCUCCAAGGCCAAGGGCCUCGAGUUGGUCGACACUGUUGGCGAAGCUGACCGCGGAAGUGCUUCCAGCAGCUCUGGUGGCGGCGACGACGAGUACGACGAGUACAAUGACGACGACGACGACGACGACGAGAAUGACGGCGAGGAGUACGGCUCGUACGAUGAGGAGCAAGAGGCGCGCUACGGCACCUCGUCCGAGACGUACGACGAGUCAAGCCCGUCGAGCGGCUACCGAUACGACGCCGAGUCAGCGACGGUGACGAUGGACGCGGCAGGGCGCUUCCUGCGCGCUGACGGCAGCGCGGCGAGCUGGCGCGAGAUUGUGGCCGAGCGGCGCGAGUUUGAGGCCAACGAGCUCGGCUCGCGCGACUCGUACCUUGAGUUGCUCCGGUACGACGCGGCGAUCAAGGCAGCGUUCAAGUCUGAGCUGCGGUUUGUGGCGCACAUGCAGCAGCUGACGCUGGUGCUUGCGCAGGCAGAGCGGACCAAGGAGGAGGCUAUCAUCUCGGCCAUGAUCAAGGAGACCGACGAGUACAACGACCCCGAGUACCCGCUCACCGCCAGCGCGAUCGAGCGGUGGGGUGACGACGAGUGGGCCGAGUUCCAGGAGCGGCUGACGGCGUACCUGGCCAAGCUUGAGAUGCGGCGGCGGCGCGAUGACGACCGGCGCAAGGAGGACUCGGAGGCGCAGAAGAAGCGCGACGAGGCGCGGCGCAAGAUGCAGCGCGAGCUCGAGAAGAAGCGGCGGAAGGGCAAGGACGACGACGAGUACUCGGAGCUCGGCGCUGACGUUGGCCUCUCGUUUGACCCGCGGACAGCGCCGGUCAUCGGCUCGUCGCCGGCCAAGCUGAUCAAGAAGGCCAGGCGAGCGGGCGAGCCGUGGUCAGACGAUGACUUCCCAGCCGACGACUCGGUGCUGUUCAAGUCCAAGACCAAGUGCGCCGGGUGGAUGCGGCCUGAGGAGAUCUACGAGGCGCGCAACGGCGACGAGCCGGGCGACGGCGAGAUCGAGGUCUUCCAGGCCGACGGCAUCAAGCCAUCGGACAUCCGGCAGGGCUCACUCGGCGACUGCUGGCUUCUCUCGGCUUUUGCCAUUGUUGCGCAGUACCCGGAGCGGGUGCAGGAGAUUUUCGAGACGGACGAGCCGAACGAGGAGGGCGUGUAUGGGGUCAAGCUGUGGGCUGGCGGCAAGUGGACGCGGGUCAUUCCGCUGUACGCGCACACCGGCGACGGCGAUGCGGCGGAGCUUUGGGUCAUGAUUCUCGAGAAGGCGUUUGCCAAGAUGUACGGCUCGUACAAGGCGCUCAACGGCGGACUCGUUCACAUGGGCCUCGUCGACAUGACGGGCGGCCAGUCGGAAAUGGUCGAGUUCCGCAAGGAGGAGAACGAGGCCGACGUGCGGUCCGGCAAGGUGUGGAAGAAGAUGCUCAAGUACCGCAAGGCCAAGUACCUCAUGGGCUGCGGCUCCAAUGCAGGCAAGGAUACGCAGACGUCCAAGAACAACAUUGUCCAGGGCCACGCCUUUGCCAUCCUCGAUGUGGUCGAGGUCGACGGCCACCGGCUCAUCAAGCUCCGCAACCCGUGGGGCAAGGUCGAGUGGACCGGCGACUGGAGCGACAAGUCGCCGCUGUGGACCCGCCGGCUCAAGGCCAAGCUCGGGUGGGUCGAUGCCGACGACGGCGAGUUCUGGAUCUGCUACGACGACUUUGUCCGCGAGUUCCGCAACCUCUACGUUUGCCGCCUCUUCCCCGACUCGUGGCAUGCCACCGGCAUCGCCUCGCAGUGGGACGCAGAGACCGCUGGUGGGUGCGUCAACUACGACACGUGCAAGGACAAUCCGCAGUUCCUCCUCAAGGUCUCGGUCCCCACCGAGGCCUUUGUUACCCUCGCCAAGGACAUGCUCAACAACGAGGUCGAGCACAUUGCGUUCUCCAUCUACCACACCAAGGACGCAUCGUCCAAGAUCGACCCGCAGUACGCCCGCUCGGGCGACCGUGUCGCCACCUCGGGCAAGCUCUCGUCCCUGCGCGAGGUCUCGUGCGAGACCAAGCUCGCUCCGGGCAAGUACAUCAUCGUGCCCACCACUUACAAGCCCGGCCAGCUCGGCCGGUUCGUCAUCGCCAUCCACUCGAACAAGGCGCUUAAGCUGACCGAGAUUGAGGCGUAG